Messenger RNA from Galeopterus variegatus (Sunda flying lemur), 1369 nucleotides. It is a transcript of the gene ZNF414, whose product is annotated as zinc finger protein 414. Lineage: Eukaryota; Metazoa; Chordata; Mammalia; Dermoptera; Cynocephalidae. The transcript has 8 exons. The coding region runs from base 116 to 1288 and encodes 390 amino acids. The record is from RefSeq and is a predicted model, not a curated record.
CUGGGAAGUGGAAUAUGGCGCCGACGUGAGCGCGAGCUCGCAUCGCGAAGAGGGUAGCCGCUGCUCAGCCGGAGCCCCUGGAGCCGCGUGAACAAGCGGCCGAGCUGAGUCAAGGAUGGAGGAGGAACCCUCGGGGCCCAGACCGGACAUGCCGGCCACUGCAGAGCCCAGCUCCAUUGAGACCAACAAGGAGGUGUUGUCCCCAGUUGUGGCUGCUACAGCCUCUUCCUCCUCCGUGGGGGAGGAGCCAGGCCCUGACCGGGAAGCCACACCCUCAGUGUGGGAACGUGGAGGACCUGGAGGGACACAACAGGGUGCCUCCUCAGCCCCAGACAGCUGCCAGCCUGGCCCUGGACCCAGCCUGGGCCCAACCAGCACAGUCUCCGGGACCAGCGAGGACCUGCGGCCUCCCAGACGACGCCCACCACCAGGGAAGCAAAUACCCUGCUCCAGCCCUGGCUGCUGCCUCAGUUUCCCCAGCGUUCGUGACCUGGCACAGCAUCUUCGUACCCACUGCCCACCCACACAAUCCCUGGAAGGCAAGCUCUUUCGCUGCUCAGCCCUGAGCUGCACCGAGACCUUCCCCAGCAUGCAGGAACUAGUGGCACACGGCAAGCUGCAUUACAAGCCCAAUCGCUACUUCAAGUGUGAGAACUGCCUUCUGCGCUUCCGCACGCACCGCUCGCUCUUCAAGCAUCUGCAUGUUUGCGCGGAGCAUGCGCAGAGCCCAGCCCCGCCGCCACCCCCUGCCCUCGACAAGGAGCCACCCGCGCCCGAGCGCCCCCCGGAGUCCGACCCUGCGUCGGCGCCCGGCCUGCAGUUCCCGCUCCUCGAGCCUUUCACGACCCCCGCUCCUGCCCCCACCGGGCCCUUCCUGCCCUACUUAAACCCCGCGCCCUUUGGCCUAAGCCCGCCACGCCUGCGCCCCUUCCUGGCCGCCGUGCCCGGGCCGCCAGCCUCCAGCGCCGCGGUCUGGAAAAAGAGCCAAGGCGCUGGCAGCAGCCCGCGAAGACCCCAGGGCGGCUCCGACGCGCCCUCAGGGCACGCGGCCCCGAGCCGCAUCGUGUGGGAGCACACGCGCGGCCGCUACUCGUGCAUGCAGUGCGCCUUCUCCACGGCCUCGCGGCCCGCCAUGACCCUGCACUUGGAGGACCACCGCCCCGGUGCUCCCGCGGUCCCGGCGCCCGGGCCGCCGCGCCCCGACGCCCCUGCGGACCCAGCCCCGCUUGCACCCAAGGUGUCGCCGCUGCUGUCGGAGGGGGAGCUUCCGGUUUACUCGCCGCUCUGAACUUCGCCGCCGCGUGGGGGGUGGGCCGUGGGGUAUGAGUAGUUUUUUAAUUUGGGGGGGGCAAUAAAGGAGGUGCGAUGA